GGAUAUGUAUUAUUUGUUAUUAAAGAUAAACAGAUUGAUUCGAUUUAGGGUUAGUGAUAGUUCUAUCAUUUAUUACUUUUAACUCUGGUACAAGAUAAAUUUCUUUCAAUACGGAAAAAAAUUAGAAUAUUUAUUUGUCGUUAUAGUUAUUAAUUUAAAUGUAUUUAAAGUUAAUGCUUUUCCGAUACGAUAUUUCCAUGGCUGCAUGCAACGACAUCGAUAGUACGCCGCCAUUUUUACAUAUACUUUUCCUUCCACGUGUGCUGACGGAUGUGGUUCACUUUUUAUCAAAAACUCGAAGGAGAUGUAGAAAUAUUGGACUCUGAAACCUUUUGGUUGAAAUUAAGCAAAUGCAUGCUUUGUGCAUGUAAGACACCUCGGUGUAACAUGUGAGGACGCCGAGACCUCCAGCCGAAAUGUGGGGUCGAUGAGACACCCGGGCCGUGAGACCUUUGGUUAAACUACUCAUUUUAAAGCUUGAGGAGAUGCUAAAAUGGCCGUUUUCCUCACGUUGCCAAUUCUAGGUUAUGUUUGGCUCUGCUAACAUCGAGCACAUGGACUAUAACAAGAAAGAAUCACUUGGCAUUUUUUGAGGAAUAAGGAAUUGAUGUGAUCAAUAAUUGGAGGGUUUUGUUUUCUGUCUAUCACAAAGAAUGACGACCAGAAAACUGCUAUACAAAAAAAAACUAAUCUUUUGUUCCUAAAAUAAAUGUAAAAAGCUUUAAAAAUGUAUAUUUUUAUUAAAAAUGGGUAUGGAAAUAUAUAGGGGUUUGCAGUUUUAAAAAAUGUAGGAAAUGCUGAAACUUCGAGUUGGCUGAAAACUUAAAUAAAAUUAGUUAUGGCUGAAAAGUUACAUACUCUUGUUCUUGGAAGUGGCAUGUCCACUCUAAUUUCUAAAGUAAUUAGCAAAAGUAAACAAAUCCAGCAGAGGUGGUAAAUCAAAUUUCAGAAAGUUUCUCAGCCUAUAAAGUUUUAUAUAAUUUAAUGCUCAUAAGGUAUAUUUAAAUUAUGUGCUAUUCCGCCAAACAACGCGGACAUUUUAAACUUACCAUCCCUAUUUAACACCCCCAACCUCCGAUACCGAUAACAUGGAAAAUGAGACGCGCCGGUUUAAUCAAACCGCUGUUGCGUAUAAAUAACAACAAAAUCCGGGAUUGGAGAAAAAAUUACGCUAAUCAAGUUGAUUCAAACUUGGCAGAGUGUUCACUGGACCCAAAGGAGUACGUGGACUUCAAGAGACAACUGAGGCAGCUAAACUUGCCCCACAAAGAUGGACACACGUGCUUGCAACUGGAGUGCCGACUGUGCGAACGCAACAGGCAGCCGGCGACAAAUGCCCAAAAAGGCGCCGAACAAGGCCUGUUGGCUUACGUAAACAAGAGGACGGGAGCCUUUAUUUGCCCAAAUUGCGAUGUAAAAACAUCCCUGGCCAACGCUUUAUUAUCCUACCAGUUGCCUACGCCAGAUGGCUACAGGCGACCACCGCAAAGAAAACCGCUCUAUGACUCCAGGUUUCCUCACCUCGUCGAUGUGACUCUCGAAGCAUGUGAAGCUCUAGGGGUUAAGGGCUUAAAGGAGGACCAACUAAAUGUCAUUGGAGCUCAGUGGGACCCGAAGCAAAAACUACUCCACUUUAGGUUACGCAAUGCCGCGCAAGUGGUGGUGGGUGAAAAGGUGUUAUAUCUGGGCGAUCGACGGGAGGAAACCUUCCAGGAAAGCUCGAGCUCCGGACUGUUAAUUCAUGGCGCGGCAAACAAGAACAAAGCGGUUUUAGUCAGCAAUCUUCUGGAUUUUAUUGUCCUUGCGACACAGAAUAUUGAUACGCAUUGCGUUGUCUGUCUGCCUUACGAGUUAAAGACAUUGCCUCAGGAGUGUUUGCCCGGCUUAGAGCGGUUCAAGGAGCUUGUCUUUUGGUUGCACUACGAUGCCAGUCAUAGCUGGGAUGCAGCUCGAGCAUUUGCACUAAAAAUGGACGAACGAAGGUGUCUUUUGAUCCGACCCACCGAAACGGAACCAGCACCCCAUUUGGCUCUGCGCCGACGCCUUAAUCUGCGCCACAUUUUGGCCAAAGCGACGCCAGUGCGGCACAAGGCCAUUACCACAUUUGGAGCCAUGCGGAAUGAUAUUCUUAGCGAGUUGCAGAACAUCGAAAAAGUGAAUGGAGUGAAAUGGAAGCGUUUUCCAGUCCUGAACAAGCUCCUCAAAGGUCACCGGAGGGGAGAGUUGACUAUUCUCACAGGACCCACAGGCAGUGGAAAAACCACCUUCAUGAGCGAGUACUCCUUAGACCUGGCCAUGCAAGGUGUAAGCACGCUGUGGGGAUCUUUCGAGAUACGGAAUACCCGGCUGGCUGCCACUCUGCUUCGACAGUAUGUUGGAUAUCCGUUGGACGAACGGUUGCAGGAGUUUAACCAUUGGGCAGCGGAAUUCGAGCGUUUGCCCCUCUACUUUAUGACCUUUCACGGACAGCAGCCACUUAAGCCCGUUCUGGAAGCUAUCGAGCAUGCCUCCUAUGUGCACGACGUGAUGCACGUGAUUAUUGACAAUCUGCAGUUCAUGAUGGGCGUGUCGACAUAUCGAGGCGAUAAGUUCUGGGAGCAGGACUCUAUAAUAGCAGCAUUUCGAUCCUUUGCCACUAAGCAUAAUGUUCACGUGACGCUGGUUAUGCAUCCGCGCAAAGAGCGUCAGGAGGAUGAGCUCACCACAAGCUCGGUUUUCGGAACUGCGAAGGCCACGCAAGAGGCGGACAAUGUGCUGAUUAUCCAGGACAAAAGGCUGACUUCUGUGAGGGGUAAAAAAUAUCUACAGAUUGCCAAAAAUCGCUAUUCUGGCGAUCUUGGCAUAAUGCCAUUGGAAUUUGACAAGGAUGGUCUAAGCUACUCCUCUCAGAUCCAAAGUGGCAAACGAAAACGGGAAAAAAACCCCUUCAGAGGCUUGACUUAUUAAGGCAUUUGUUGUACUAUAAUAUAAUUAUUCUGUUAAUUAUGGCUAGGUUAGGCUUAAGUGAAUUCCUUGAUAAACCGCAUCACGUUGAGCUCUGCUUGUA
Drosophila eugracilis is the source of this 3046-nucleotide messenger RNA. RefSeq names its product twinkle protein, mitochondrial (gene mtDNA-helicase). Gene Ontology annotation, cellular component: mitochondrion. The coding region runs from base 1096 to 2946 and encodes 616 amino acids. Gene Ontology annotation, molecular function: ATP binding; single-stranded DNA binding; 5'-3' DNA helicase activity. Gene Ontology annotation, biological process: mitochondrial DNA replication. The record is from RefSeq and is a predicted model, not a curated record. The transcript is spliced from 7 exons. Lineage: Eukaryota; Metazoa; Arthropoda; Insecta; Diptera; Drosophilidae.